AUGUCGGGUACAAAAAUUAUUAAACCAAUUGCUACCUAUGCAACAACACCAUAUUCAUUUCAUCUACAUGAACAACCAACAAAAUCAAAACCAUUGGUUGUAGCUGGUACAACACUUAAAGAAGGUUCAUUAAUUUAUCUUCUUCAUCGUUUACCUGCCAAUUUUUUACUUCAACAUUUUUAUGAUGAUACAAAACAAUAUGAUAAAAUUCCAAUUCAAGAAUGGAAUCAACAUUUAAUUGGUCCAGGCUUAUUUCAAGAAUGGAUAUCGGCAAUUCGUAGUGCUCGUAAUCCAGAUGAACAAAAUUUAGAAUUAUUUGAAGAUACAAUUACACUUGGAUUUCGUACAACGCGUACUAUUUUACCCGAAGAACCAUUAUUAGCUUGGUUCAGUUUACAACAAUUGAGAACAAUAUGUGAAAGAAUUAAAAUGACAAAAAAAUUCAAAGUUGAAGAACUAUUAAAAUCCAGUAAAUGUCCUCAAUGUAAAGUUGAUUAUUUACAUAUUAAUGUUUUGGUUGCUCAUGUUCUCUUAGAUGAAUGUACAAAUAAUACAAACAUCAGAGAUUCUCAUACUGUAUGCAAAUUAAUUAAAAAACGUUGUUAUUCUAAAACGUCUCGUGAAAUCGAUCAAACAUCUACGUCAUCAAUUACAUCUUCAACACCAUCAAAUCUUACUGAAGAAGUAAAAACAGAUCUUGUACAACGUCCAUCAUUUACGUCAAAUGAUAUGUCGUAUAAAAUGAGUGUGUUAGAUGGAACUCAUGCACUAGAAUUUAGUACAAUGGAUUUUGAAGGAUGUCAACGUAAAGCUCAUUUAUGUUUAUUUUGUGGUAAAGUCUAUAAUCGAAAAUAUGGUCUUAAAAUUCAUUUACGUACACAUACCGGUUAUAAACCGUUAAAAUGUCGAGUUUGUCUAAGACCAUUUUCGGAUCCAAGUAAUUUGAAUAAACAUAUUCGUUUACAUUCUCAAACAACAACAUCAUUUUUAAAUCAUAAACAACAACAUCCUUAUAAAUGUGAACAAUGUGAAAAAGUGUUGGUAAGAAAACGGGAUCUAGACAGACAUAUGACAUCAAGACAUCCAUCACAUCUACAAGGAAAUAUUUAUUCAGACACGAGUAGCGAAGGACAAACAUCAAGUAGUAAAACAGAAGAAGGUGACAUUUGA
Didymodactylos carnosus is the source of this 1170-nucleotide messenger RNA. Lineage: Eukaryota; Metazoa; Rotifera; Eurotatoria; Philodinida; Philodinidae. The record is from the annotation of a GenBank genome assembly.